CUGAGCUGCUCUCAGUAAAUUCCCCGAUUCUGAAAUCAUUCAGGAGUUGUCCUCAAAACCCAGCGGAGAAGGCGUUUCCCCCAAACCCCGCUUCACAGUUCAGUUUUCGAGAACUGGAGAAGGGGAAACCGGCGGAACGAAAGGCUCGGGACGUAUUUUAGUGCUUUUCUCAGUACUAAAACUUCAGAACUCGGGCUGAGAGGAGAACUCUGGAAGGAUGCAGUUUUUGGGAAUUAUAUGUUCAAAUAUGAUUAUUUUGAUUCACCACUGGAUGGGAAAAGCUCAUUCCAUCGCUCCGGAAAGCAGAACCCCAUCAACAAAUGAGGAAAUUGAUGUGGUCAAGCUGUGCAGACAACAGUUAGGGAUCGUAGCAGUAGUACCUAGUACUGAAGAAAACCAUAACCAGACCAUCUUCCUUCUGUCUGGGAACAUCUCUCUGCCUCAGUGGAUUAUAGGAAGAGAUACAACUGAAAUAAGUGGUACUGCCUCUGAUACCCUGGAAUUUCUGUGCCAAAAUGAACACGGGUCUGCUCGUCUCCAGCACACAUUCUCCAACAUGUCUGCUGUUAGUGUGUGCUCUCGAGUUCGAUUUGAUCCAAAUCAUUAUGGAGAUUUUAUUGUGUUCUCUUAUUCCACAACCUUAUUCACAAAUGAGUUCCAGCUACGAGCAAAAGUUAGUCCAAAAGAAAUCAAGGUUGCACUUUGUGUUCAUGGAAAUCAGAGCUCCUAUCACACUGCCUUUGCAAAUAAUGCCUCCUUCCAUUCGUUGUGUGUGAUCUGGGCAGGAAAUAGUGGUAAUUGGUCUUUUUCAGUAGACGGUCAAGCGUUUGAUGGUGGGAAUCUUCAGCACCCGUCCAAACACAUCAGGGGCGAUGGCUUUUUCACCGUUGGCCAGGAGCAAGACAUGCUCAAUGGAUCUCUCAACAGCGAGAAGACAUUCUGUGGGAGCAUUACUCAGCUCUACAUAUGGAAUCGGACGUUAGGUGCCAGUGAAAUCCAAACCAUGGAAAAAGAGUGCAAACCCGUUAUUUCUGGCCUGAUUUUCAAAUGGAACACCUCUGGACUGAUUAUAAAAAACAACUUCAUACAGAUGCACCGGGAGUCCUUCCAUUGUCGAGUGAUUUCCCAGAUGCCAAAUAAGGAUACCUGUGUCACGUAUGACCCUGAUAGUGGAAAGUGUUACAUGGAUCUUUGUGAGACACAAAAUGGAAAUGACAAUCAGUUCCAGAAAGAUAACACAGAAAACUUUCCCAAUACACCAUUUUUUACAGAAGUCAUCAAGUAUUUACAAGCCAGCCCUGAUCUAGAAGAUUUCAAUUCAACUUCACCAACAGAUAGUGAGCUUCUUCGGCUGAGCUUGAUUGCUCAAUCCGUUGUGAAGGUUAUUAAUAAUAGUCCUGGCAUAAUUACACCCUCUGAUCUUCUGUACCUCACACAAACCAUUGAAAUGGCUGCUGCUGCUCAAGCCAAUAAAACAUCUGUCUCUUCUGCAAUCGUCAUGUCUAUGACUACCAACUACCUGAACCUAGCCAGUGGUCUCAUUGAUCCUGCAAUGGAGAAGCAGUGGGAGGAUUUGAAGCCAUUAGGGAUUCAACAUAGACCAUGGAUGGUUGUGGAGAACAUUGACAAAUUACUUUGGGCGCUGGCAGAUACAAUCUAUGCAGAAAAGACAAGCUUCAAAGUUUCAUCCAAAAACCUAGAUGUUUAUAUGGAGCCAAAAAGGUUAUCUCAGAUGAGCUGCAGCUGUGUGUAUAAACCUUCCACCCAGGCUGUUCAGUCCGGCAGCCAAGAUGAAAUUCUGAUUCCAGACACCGAGGUCCAAAGAGUCUACUCCCUUGGUCACAAGGAUGUGAUGUUCAUCCAUUCGUACUACAGCAGUCUGUCAGACAUACUUUUCCAAAGUGAAAUCAAAGCUCCAGUACUGCAGAAGACAGACAGUGCACGUUCAUCUGUUCGUCGUCUCGCUACAGCAAUCAUAUCGGCUACAGUACGAGAUGUGUCCAUGGGAAAGAAUGUUCCAGUCUCUGUCCAAUAUUCUUUAUCCACUGUGAAAAAGGUGGAGUAUUCCAAGCCUGUCACGCCUGCUUGCAUGUUCUGGAAUGUCAGUAUGAUGGGUACUUAUGCAAGUGAUUGGUCAGAUAAGGGCUGUGUAGUGUUGCAUUCUGGAUCUGACACUACCUCUUGCUUCUGCAACCACACCACCAACUUUGCUGUCCUUAUGAAUUACAUGGAGAUCCGGUGGAGUGCGGAGGAGGAGAGCAUUUUGACCAAGCUGACGUUUAUCGGGUCGGGAGCAUCGCUCUGCGCACUGGUGGUGACCUUGAUGCUGUUUACCGUGCUGGAUAUUCCAAAAUCAGACCGGAUAUCCAUCCACAAGAAUCUUUUCAUUUCUCUGACCUUAGCCCAAAUUGUCCUUCUCUGCAGUGGCUCUGCUAUUCAUAAUAAGGUGGCCUGCACCAUGGUGGCGGCUCUGCUCCAUCUGUUCUUCAUGGCAGCGUUUAGCUGGAUGCUGGUGGAGGGGCUCCUGCUCUGGAGCAAAGUGGUGACUGUUAACUUGAGCGAAGAUCGUCACAUGAAAUACUACUACUUGAUUGGCUGGGGUCUGCCUGUUCUGAUAGUUACCAUUACUCUGGCCUCGGCUUCAGGGAACUACUCCGCUGACGGCCACUGUUGGCUCAGCGUACAGAAUGGAGUCAUUUGGGGCUUUGCUGGCCCAGUUAUCUUCAUCAUUAUGGUGAACAUUAUGGUCCUGACCCGAGUGGUGGUCAUCACCAUCUCCACAGCCAAGAGAAGAUCUUUAAUGUUGGCAGCCAACACAAGUCCAGUAGAGCAGGUGUCUGAACAGAUAAGGGCAGCAAUAAAAGCAGUGCUGGUUUUGUUGCCAAUUCUAGGCCUAACCUGGCUGUGUGGGGUUUUGGUGCCUUUCUCCAUCAUCAUGGCCUACAUCUUCAUCCUCCUCAACUCACUCCAGGGUCUCUUCAUCUUCCUGAUAUAUGGCGUGUACAACACGGAGAUACGCAACACAGUCAGACGAUUCAAAGAAAGAAGGAAAGCUCAGAAUUUCUCUAACUGUGGCAGCUCCAGACCAUCCAGCUCCGUCCACAGCUCUCGGCCAGGCAGCUCCCCUGUGCCCGGCUCUCUGGGUGGGCUUGGGGUCGAUGCCAAUCAUCCAGGAAGCUUCUCCACAGCCAGCGACAGCACCAGCUUGAGCUACAGCCACGAGAGACAUCUUUCCCUUCCUUGUGUGAAUGGCAACCUGGAUGAAGAUCCCAACUGUCAUCCUGUUGGUAUCUACAUGACUGGAGAGGAGCAUGUAGAACCUCUGGACUGUGUGGCAGAUUCCUGUAGUCUCCAUGUUCCCAUGGAUGAAGAGCUGAGCUCCUGCCGUGCAUUAGGCUCGUGUCCACAACACCACAACAGCGCUGACCCUUUCUGAAGAUUCCCUGCUCACGCUUUUUUUUUUUUUUUUAGUAAUGUUUGUAGGGGGUUGUGUAGUAGUUUUUUUUUGUAGGUCCUCUGUAAAUACACCUGCAUGUUAUUAUUUUCUAUGAAACUGACCUGAGACGCAUCUUCCUAAAAUGUAAUGCUAUACAGCUCUGGAAAAAAUGAAGAGACCACUUCAGUUUCUGAAUCAGUUUCUCUGAUUUUGCUAUUUAUAUGUAUAUGUUUGAGUACAACGAUCAUUGUUGUUUUAUUCUAUAAAUUACAGACAAUAUUUUUCCCAAAUUCCAAAUAAAAAGUAAUUUAGGGCAUUUAUUUGUAGAAAAUAAGAAAUAGCUGAAAUAACAAAAAAGAUGCAGAGCUUUCAGACCUCAAAUAAUGCAAAGAAAACAAGUUCAUAUUCAUGGAGUUUUAAGAGUUCAGAAAUCAAUAUUUGGUGGAAUAACCCUGUUUUUUUAAUCACAGUUUUUAUGCAUCUUGGCAUGUUCUCCCCCACCAGUCUUACACACUGAUUUUGGAUAACUUUGUCACUCCUGGUGGAAAAUUUUAAGCAGUUCAGCUUGGUUUGAUGGCUUGUGAUCAUCCAUCUUCCUCUUGAUUAUAUUCCAUUUUCAAUUUGCGAAAUCAAAGAAACUCAUCAUUUUUAAGUGGUCUCUUAUUUUUUUCCAGAGCUGUAUAUAGGGAGUGGUAUAUUACUAAAAAAUGUUAGAUAAUAACUUAUAAAAAAAAUCACAUUAACAUAUAUUUAUGCUGUCCAGUAAAAAAAAAAAGGUAUUCUUGAUUUUACAGGAGAAGGAAAACUGCUCUUAACUGGAAAUGGAAGUCAGUGUAAAAUAACCAUUUAUCUAGCUAAUAUUAGAGCAUUUCUAUUGGUCCACAGUGCAGAGGGCAGACACAUUAUUCAUCAUUAGAGUUCUAAUGAUGGAGAAAACUAAAAAAGGAAAAAAAUAGACAAAAACAAAGGUUUUUUUUUUUGGACAGCAGCUUUAUAUGUUCACUGUCAUAACAAAACCUCACCUUUCCAAAAUCCUAAUUUUAUUAUCAUUUACUGUAUUUACACACAAUGUAAAAGGCAGCUGACACUCAAAUUUAAAAAAGAAAAUGAAGAAAUGUAUACUGAUGUGCCUAAAGUCAUGGGACAGCAGUAUGUAACUUGAUCAUGAAUUGUUACCUCAGGGAAUGGCUUGGGAGCGACAAGUUGAGGUGUUAUCUUGUGAGUAAUGCUGAACAAUGGCCAGCAUGCUCAUGGCAAGACGGUGUGAACUAUUGGAGUUCAAGCAAAGUUGGAUUGUGGAUGCAACAUGGAUGAGACGUUCCAUUUCCAAAUUUUGCAGGUAUUUAGCAUUCCUCAAUCCACAUCCAGUCAUGCAUAUACCAGGAAUAUGUCAGAGAGGGCAUUACUACCCACAGUGAUCAGCACAGUGGGUUGUAAUGAGCAUGACUAACAGCGCCUGGCUACAAUUGUGUAUGCAUAUAGGCAGGCAUUAACUCUUGCAUUAAUCACAUCCACAUUUAAUGCAGGAGGCCACACACACAUAUUCCACAGCUUAGUGUAGCAUUCUUUAGCUUCCAUGGGACACAGCGAAACUUUUGGAAGUGUGUAUACACUAAGUUUUGAUGUGACAGUGACUAUGAUUUGUAAAGGCAUGGAUCAAACCUUGACUAUGUAUCCUACUAAUACACUUCCUUUUAAAUGAUGAGCCAGUACUGUCAAUACUUUAAAAACUAAACGACGAAGCAGAUAUUUACAUUCUGUUCAGUAAUGAUUUUUUUCUUUUUUUUUUUGGAAUGUCUCUUAGCAUCACAGAUGUGUUUUUGUGUGUGUGUAGAACUGUCAUACUGAAUAACUUGUGCCAACUAUUUUUAGGAAUUGAUAUUAUAAGCUUAAAUGAUCAGUAGAAACUUUAAGAGACAAGUUUGUUUGUGAAUCAUUUCUACACAUCUCUGUUUGCACAGGAGGAAAGGAGGAAAUGAGCAGACUUUUUGCAUGAUAAGAAUUUAUUGAAAUAUGAGGGAUCAAUUCCACCAGCUGGCAAGGAAACUCUCCAUGGCAGGAAGUGGAUCAGGCUGUGACAUCCAGGGCUUGAAAGGUAGUUCACAAUAUCAACACAUUUAGAGGUUUGUGGAACAUUCAAGGCAGCUAAAGAACUUUAAAGGACAAGUUAAAUCGGGACAGAGAUGAGAACUCGAAGAUGAGCUUGAAGGUCUGAGAUUGUCAGGGUAAUGUAAAAUUAUAAUUAAACAUAUAAUGCCUAAUCUCAUGCUGCAUUCCAUUUACCUCAGAAGUCAGAUGUUGGAGCUGGAAAUGG
This is a messenger RNA of Astyanax mexicanus (Mexican tetra), 5750 nucleotides long. RefSeq names its product adhesion G-protein coupled receptor D2. The coding region runs from base 218 to 3436 and encodes 1072 amino acids. The record is from RefSeq and is a predicted model, not a curated record. Gene Ontology annotation, molecular function: G protein-coupled receptor activity. The transcript has 25 exons. Gene Ontology annotation, biological process: adenylate cyclase-activating G protein-coupled receptor signaling pathway; cell surface receptor signaling pathway. Gene Ontology annotation, cellular component: membrane. Lineage: Eukaryota; Metazoa; Chordata; Actinopteri; Characiformes; Acestrorhamphidae.